AUGAGCACGGGGCCAGUCAUGAUGAACGCUGGGCAACAGCUGCAGCCUUCCCCAACGUCGGCCCUGGGUGCGCUGGGUAGUCCGCCCCUGCAGCACGGUGCGCCUCCCGCCCACACGCCGCCCCUCGCGCCCGCCGGUGGCCAGCUGCAGGGUCCACGCACACCGCCGCCGCCACUGGCGUCGCUCCCUUCUACCGCUGCUGUCGCUGCCAGCUCGGCUUCCCCCGCCUCCGUGCUUCCCAAGCUCGAGGAGCUCCUCUUCCAGGUGAACUCGCUGCGCUCAGGGUGUGGUCACAUUUUCCAGACGUUCCAGGACGUCGCCCGUGCUCCUGAUGGCGGACAACUGAGCAAGGCGGUGAGCAACCACGUGCGGAAUGUCGUGCGCUCCCUCAAGCGCGUCACCGAGUUGGGCAAAGAGCUCCAGCCGUACCUGGUGCCCCUCAACUCGUCCGCCGAUGGCCCGGAUACCUCGUCCACCAGGUCGAGCGUCUUCACCGAAGAGCCACUGAUGUCGAUACAGGGCGCCAUCGAAGCGGAGGCCAAGUGGCGCGAGAUCAUCCAAAAGCGAGGCCACACCGCGAAAAGAGUGUUUGAGGAGCAGGUCCGCCUCAAGUUUCCGCUCCUUGCCGACGACGCUCCGAACAAACGACGAAGGCUGGAGAUUGCCGAUCCGCACGCUCUCGCUAUUCGAGCCGCCCUUAAUGGCGAUUCCACACAGGAGCAGCGCCUGUUGGCCGAGGUGGGGCGCGGGCGGGUACUCGAAAUCAGCCCCCUGCACCAGGAGGGAUCCCUGGUGGGGAUCACGGUCGUGCGGGAUGGGGUGUUCCGGGCUCGAGUGUUGUUUAGGCUCCAUGCACCCCGGCAUGCCAUGCCCGACGGACCUCAGUCGGAUCGAGCGACAGACGGCGAAGGCAAUCUAAUGGCGGAUCACAUAGUGGUGUGUGGCAUUGAAGAGGAUCUCCCCAGCGACACCGCGAGCUUCAUUUCGGUCCACAGCGGGCAAAGAGCGUUCCAAGCGAUUACGGCGAACGCGGUGCUGGCGGCCCAGCACUACGCCAAGCGAGCCCUGCAAACAUCCGCUCCGCCAGCGUCGCCAGUGCGCAAGCUGCUUCGAUGGCUGGAGAGCUUCGGGUCAGUCUUUGGCGAGGCCUGCCGCGGGUGCAAGAGAUACCUGUACAACGACUCGGAGCACCUUCUCUUCCUGCCGCCCACCUGGCGCACGCUGGACAAGCAACUGCCCUACCACCCGCAGUGUCUCUCAGCCUUCCCCCACCAAUAA
Acanthamoeba castellanii str. Neff is the source of this 1278-nucleotide messenger RNA. RefSeq lists its product as uncharacterized. Gene Ontology annotation, cellular component: mediator complex. Gene Ontology annotation, molecular function: transcription coactivator activity. The transcript has 11 exons. Lineage: Eukaryota; Discosea; Longamoebia; Acanthamoebidae. Bases 1 to 1278 code for a protein of 425 amino acids. Gene Ontology annotation, biological process: regulation of transcription by RNA polymerase II. The record is from RefSeq and is a predicted model, not a curated record.